Messenger RNA from Pleuronectes platessa (European plaice), 2152 nucleotides. RefSeq lists its product as uncharacterized. The coding region runs from base 1 to 1029 and encodes 342 amino acids. NCBI's taxonomy places the organism in Eukaryota, Metazoa, Chordata, Actinopteri, Pleuronectiformes, Pleuronectidae. Gene Ontology annotation, biological process: N-acylphosphatidylethanolamine metabolic process. The transcript is spliced from 6 exons. Gene Ontology annotation, cellular component: cytoplasm. Gene Ontology annotation, molecular function: glycerophospholipid phospholipase A1 activity; A2-type glycerophospholipase activity. The record is from RefSeq and is a predicted model, not a curated record.
AUGUCAAACGGUGUCAAAUGGUUUAAUGGAAAACCAGGAGACCUGAUAGAGAUCAACCGUGGGCCCUAUCAGCACUGGGCCGUCUACAUCGGAGAGAAUGAAGUGGUUCAUUUAGUUACAGAGGGUGUUCAGUCAUCUGGCUCGUCGGCGAGUCUGAGCAGCAGCAACGGAAAGGUGAAGCGUGAGAAGUUCAACGAUGUGGUCGGCAAUCACCAUUACCAGGUCAACAAUCUGCUGGAUAAAAUGUUCAAGCCUCGUGAUCCUUCCGUCAUAGUGAAGGAGGCCUGUGCGAUGGUGGGCCGCGAGCCACAGUACGACCUUGUCACUUACAACAGUGAGCACUUUGCUACCGACCUGCGAUACGGCGUGGCAGAGUCUCGUCAGAUUAAUGUAAAACCAGGAGACCUGAUUGAGAUCAGCCGUGGGUCCUAUCAGCACUGGGCCGUCUACAUCAGAGAGAAUGAAGUGGUUCAUUUCACUACAGAGGAUGAUAAGUGGUAUGACUCGUUCAAGAGUCUGAGCAUAAGCAGCAGCAGCAGCACUGGAUAUGGGUUCCGUCAGUCUCUCAUCAAUGUGAUCGGCCAGAAACGGUACAACGAACUGCUGGAGUGCAUGAACCAGACUCGUGGGUGCAACAUCAUUGGGAUGGACGGCAUUGCGCUGAUACUCGGCGAGGAUCUGAAUUUCAAUGAGGCUAAGUUAAAAAUCUUUUUGGAGGUGCUGAUCAGCGAAAUAGGAUAUGUGAAGCGUGAGAAGCUCGCCGAUUUGGUCAAGGAUGACCGUUACCAGAUCAACAAUGGGCUGGAUGAAAAGUACAAGCCACGUGAUCCUUCCAUCAUAGUGAAGGAGGCCCUUGCGAUGGUGGGCCGGGAGCUAAAGUACAACCUUUUCACUUACAACUGUGAGCACUUUGCUACUAAGAUGCGAUACGGCGUGGCAGAGUCUCGUCAGAUUCAAGAAGCCGCUUCGAUCUUUGGCCUUACCGCUAAGUUGCCUCGGUCACUGGAACCCCAGUUGUCGCUGCAGUAGUUGGGACAUUUGUUGUCUGUGCAGCUCUGUUUCGCAGUCGUUCCAGCAGUUAAGAGGAAGAGGAUGAAAACAAGAAGAAAACUAAAAACAUAUCCCAAACAUUGGCAACAAUGAAUGUUGGCAUGUAGCUGAGAGUAAUUAUGAUUUCAACUUUUGAAAUAAAAUAUUUCACUUGUGCAAUCUGGAGAGAAAAAGGUUUCAACACAGUUAAAAGACAUUUGACCUUGAAUCAGAAAAGACAAUAAGACAUUAAAUCAUCUGGAUGAUUAGACUAAAGACACAUCUCUCCAGACUUCACGUUGGAUAAAAGAUACAAAAUAUAUUCUUCUAUAUCUGUUUAGUAGCACCUCUAUAUAUCUAGUAGCACUUAUAUAACACUUACAUAUAGCACUUUGUAGUUUGGCUUUCUUGAAGCAAAUUGUACUUGAUUCUUGUUGUUCUGGGUUUGUUCUCUCAUGUUGAUGAUCUUAUUGUUGCUUUGGAUAAAAUGUGAUGUGAUGUGAGGGAUGUUUCUUUAUCUUUCAUGUAACUUUUUAAACAGAUCAAAUAAUCAUUUGCACACAAUUUAUUUGCAAUAAAAUAAUUGAAGAUACAUUUUUUCAAGACUUUAAGGCAUUAAAUCAUCUGGAUGAUUAGUCUGAAGACACAUCCCUUUUAGACUUCACCUUUAACAUCCAUUUCCAGUACAUGGUGGGGAGAGGCGAUGGACAAGUGGCAGAAAAAUUGGACUAUGGGCAGAAAAUCUGACUGGAUGGUCUCUGGUUCGACUCCACGUAGUGACAACCAAAGAAAAAAAAAACAUCUGUCCAAAGAAGUCCAAGAGGACUCUCCCUACCCCACUGUCUAAGUGCUCCUGAGCAAGGCCCCUUACUACCCCAACAUCUGCUCCCCGGGCGCCUUGCAUGGCGGCCCAAUGCUCUGUGUGUCUUCCUGUUUUCACCAGAUGGGUCAAAAGCAGAGGACAAAUUUUCCCCCAUUUGCAUGAGUGUGCAUGUGUGUGGGAUUAAUAAAUGUAUCUUAUCUUAUUUUAUAAUUCCACACAAUACAAAACGUAUAUGUAUAAUCUGUAAUUCAGAACACUUGAUCCUGCAUAUUUGACCAAAUAAAGUUUUCUCACUGUCAA